AUGUCCUCUGUUCCCUCUUUUCUGAGAUCUGGUGCUGUUCCGAGGCCUUCAAACAAAGCGGCGGACUUGGCGACUCUAAGGAGCUCCUGGGCCCGACUUUUACUGGCCGCGAGAGGUGGAAAGAAUACCCCCAGGACCUUGGCGCUGUCACCUCAGACGGAGAGCAGUGUUCUGGGCAGCAGCAGUAGCAAUAGUAGCAGCAGGAACACUGCAAGCAGCAACACCGUGACCAGCAACAGCUUGAGUGACACCAGCAGAGAUGCCUCUCAAGACACGAGACUCUUUCAGACAGAAGAUGAGCGCUUGUGUGCUGAAGCCGAGACGUGUUCACCUGAAACCGAUGCUGCUGACGAGGAGCAACAGCAGCAGCAGGACGCAGCGGCGGCAGCCAAAGCCGUCACUGUUGGUGUAUCGCCGGUAAGUCAGACAUGUGUACAGAACCGAGAGGUACUGCGGAGCGGAGGUUCGCUGCCGGUGUUACAGUCUGGUGCGUUGGCUGGAGUUCCUUCAUCUCCUGAGUCCGGCACCUGCGGAUCCCCUCGGUCACUGCUGAGCGCAGGAUUGACUGUCGCAUGCCUGUCUCCGAGGCAAGGCAGGCGGCCGUCAGGUGAUGCUGCUGUUGCCGUGGAGGACCUAGAUGCAUGUGUGAGGCUGUCUCCGGCUCCAUGGGCUGCUGAAGAGGGUCUUGAGUUUUUCUCAACAGAGACUCUACCCGCACCGCUCUUGCCUACCUUGCCGGCCCUGCCGGGGAGCAGUAGUAGCAACUCCGGCAAAUCCCCACUCAGCCCCACGAGCCUGCUCUUCUCCUCAAGCGACCCGAGGCGCUACAUUGGACCACUGGUGAAGAGCGCCGUCAUCUCUAUUGAGAGCUUACCCGCUUCGAUGGUACUGCCUGCUCUGAGCAAAUCCUCCAGCGGCUUAGACGCAGAAUUUCCCCUGGGGAUCACGCAGCAGCACAAGGCAGCUGCGCUGCUACAAUUGCAUCUGCUUCCGGUGGGGAUGAGGAAUAUGGCGUCUGAUAGCUCUCUCAAGCUGAGGCAGCAACAAAGCCGGCAGCCCAUGUCCUGCCCCGAGUUGCAGGUUGUGCAGACGGCCUCCUCAGCGAAGAAGCUGCUAAGCGGGCUAGUGAGUAGGACAUCGUGGAGGACGAAGGAGGCGGUGAGCCUCUUGACCCAGCGGAAAAUGUCAGGUGCACUCUACGCACUUUGCCGUUGCCAGCCACCUUCCCGUCCCUGUAGCCGUUCAUCCUUGACUCACGGCCCUUCCAAGCAGGGAGCACCUCUUUUCACGGAAGAGCCUCUGCAAUGCGCUGCGCCACCAGUAGAGGGCUGCAACUCGCAGGAGGCAACCCCCGUUGCAGGACAAUGUAGGCGAAACAUGCAAAGGCUGACGGAGAAGCACGGAAGUAUCGCAGCUUGUGCAAUUAUGACAGAACAGGAGGGUUGUGUGCGGCCGGGUUUAGGCAAGCUCCGGCAAGAGAUGCCACUGGGCAGCUGCUUCCCAGAGACAGUGCUUGACAUCAGGAGGCUGCUGCUCUCCUCUUUUCAGGAGCCAACUUUGACAAUAGCAUCGGCGCCGAUGGGAGGUGCGGCAGAAAUGCAGAAGUAUGGAAACGCACAUAUCAGAGAGCGAUUAGGCAGAUAUUGGGGCCUGGCAGAGUCUCGUGUAGGAUUUAAUCCUCCAGGAUUGGACUGGAGAACGAGAAAUGUGUACGAGACAGCAGAGUGCAUCGUUUCUCAGCCACUGAAGCUCGGAGUUGGACGUGGGAUUUCGGGGACAGGGGAGAAUCUUUGUGAGCCCUCGCCACCACUAGCGACUCCACAAAUAGAUCUGCCGUUCAGAAGCUUAGUCAGGGUAGCCGGGAUCCCCUUGAGGCCCUCGGAAGAGGGUGGGAAUGACCUCAUGGACACGGAGCAACCCAGUGUAAACGUCUUGGCGUUUGCUGAGAUCGACGCCGGUGACUCCCUGGAUGUUCUACGGUCUCAUGCUGAGGCGCAGGAGUCCUUGGCAGCUCAGCGCCAGCUGAAUUUAGCUGAUGUGACCGCCGCUGGGGCAAGUCUGAGUGGGUCCGGUGUCGCUGCCUCUGGGCUUCAAGUUUACGCCAAAAGCAUCCAGUGCGCGUGCAGCAGCACGAUGCAACGAGCGCUAAAGGCCGCCAGGGAAAUGACCACGCUUCAGGCGACCGAUGAGGGGAUAGUAUCACUGCGUCGUUUUCAAGAGGAAUUGAUGCGCUUUUCUACCGAGCUGGAGUCUACGAAAUUACCUCCUGAGCAGUGCCCAGGGGCCAAAAGUUCCAGGCCUUCCUCCCCUGGCGAGCUCAGUAUGGGUGUGGUGGUAAAAAUUGAGAAGCUCGCGGCAAUGUCAGGGUCACGCCUCCCCGUACCAAAUAUAAUAUUGGGCUCUGUGCCAGAAUUCCUGUUGCUAAAUGACUUGAGCUGCGCGAGUCGGUACGGGACGUCCUUGCGUUGCAUGGCUGGAACCAUUCGAGAUGCUCGCCGCCUUACUGCGCGCAAAUUCACUGGUUGCAUCUCGGCGCCGUUUGAAGGGGGAAGCUGCGCCAGCUUGAAUUCCGGCCACUGUUUUGCUAUGGCUGCUCGAUUCGAGCGAACACAGAACGCACUGAAGGAAAUCGCGCGCAAUGUGCAGUUAGUCGCACCACUUUUGAUCGAAGGUGCCUUUACAAUGUUCAAUCAAAAUACAGGCAACGGCGCCGAAGCGUCCUCCCUAAAGCUGCUGCAAGAUCAACAUACUGCAGCUACUGCGGGCGGCGCUCAAGUUCCACUUGACAAGCUUAUGCUGGAGCAGAAAGAAGCAUUAAAGCAUCUGCCACUGGAGCUGGUGUGUCACGACGCCCGCCAUCCCUUGCCCAUUCACCGACAUUAG
This is a messenger RNA of Eimeria necatrix, 2883 nucleotides long. RefSeq lists its product as hypothetical. The record is from RefSeq and is a predicted model, not a curated record. The transcript has 3 exons. NCBI's taxonomy places the organism in Eukaryota, Apicomplexa, Conoidasida, Eucoccidiorida, Eimeriidae. The coding region runs from base 1 to 2883 and encodes 960 amino acids.